GUCGUUAUCGACGUCGACGUCAUUCAGUCGCGAGCAGCCGAAGUGUGUACCCGGCGCCGAGCCGCGGAGCCGUCGACGCGCUCGGUCGGAAUCGGCGCCCUUCGUUGAGAACGAACAGACGUAGUAGUACCGUCAGAGGGAGAGCGGUCACCGUCGGAGAGCGAGAGACGCGAUAACGAGCCGUAUCUGUCGCUCGCGCAUACGCACACACGCACGCACGCACGCACGCAAGCACGCCCGAUCGCUCGCUCGCUCGCUCGCUCGCCGCUCUCGCGCCGCGAGUGCUCACCGACAGGCAACAUCAUCGUCGUCGCCGUCGCUCGCCGGGACGAGAGUCAUCCCUCUCUCUCUCCCUCGCGCGCGCGGAUCGAGCCUCGCCUAAACUGCUCCGCCUCCCGGAUCCCGGUCGGGUCGAGCAGGACCGCCGACCGACCGUGCUCCUGCCGGAAACCGUUCUCCCGGAAUAUCGAUCAAAUAGCCUGAACCGAGUGAAAAAUUAGUCCGGGGAGAACGGGGGAGAGAGAGAGAAAGAGAAAGAAGAAAAAAGGGUGUCGGUGGUGGAGAGAAGAAACGAAGAGAGAGAAAGAGACGGCGAGAGAAUCCCGACGUCGUCGCUCCAGGAUACGCGAAAGGAGGCGCAGCUGAAUCGCGCGGUUAAAUCGGCGCAAGUGUGGCGGUGGUUAGGGUCGCGUACGGGUGGCUGCGGUCGCCCAGGUAGUUAGGGGACCACUCGGUGCCGGUUGCCGCCAGUAAGGUUGUUAUCGGUGACUACGAAGACGAAAACGACGAAGACGAGGACGAGGAGGAGGACGGCGGUGGUGGUGGCGGAGGAGGAGGAGGAGGCGGCGGCGGAGGAGACGGUGAAGCCGGUGAAGGAGGUAGUGCCGGUGAAGGAGGUAGUGGUGUCAGUGAUAUCGGUGGCGAAAGUGUUUACGGUGGUUGUGGUGGCGGUGGUGGUAUCGGCUGCUGUGGUGACGACGGCCGCGGCCGCGGGUGCGAAGUGCGACGAGGAGGACGGGAUUAAGGAAGAGGAGGCGGCGGAGGAGAGGUGGUGGUGGUGGAGGAGAGGAAGUUGCGCCGAGAGGUCGUUUCACCCUCUUCGUGGCGACGGGGCCGCUACCUGGCCGCGCUGUUUAGCAGCCGUUGGUGAGACAAGUGCGUGAGGGUGGCAUUUGUAAAGGCAACGUGUAGCAAGAUGGGCUGUGCCAUGUCCGCGGAAGAGCGGGCCGCUCUGGCUCGCAGCAAGCAGAUUGAGAAGAAUCUCAAGGAGGACGGUAUCCAGGCGGCCAAGGACAUCAAGCUCCUGCUGCUUGGAGCGGGCGAGUCCGGCAAGAGUACGAUCGUGAAACAAAUGAAAAUUAUCCACGAGAGCGGCUUCACGCAGGAAGACUUCAAGCAGUACAAACCCGUCGUAUACAGUAACACGAUACAAUCUCUAGUCGCUAUUCUCAGAGCAAUGCCUAAUCUGGGCAUCAGCUUUCACACCAACGAGCGAGAGACGGACGCAAAAAUGGUAUUUGACGUAAUACAAAGAAUGGAAGACACGGAACCCUUUAGCGAAGAACUGCUGGCGGCUAUGAAGAGGCUGUGGAACGAUAAUGGGGUGCAGGAGUGCUUCGGCAGGAGCAACGAGUAUCAGUUGAACGACUCCGCGAAAUACUUCCUAGACGACUUGGAACGAUUAGGAGAGAGGGACUACCAACCAACGGAACAGGAUAUUCUCAGGACUCGAGUAAAAACGACGGGAAUUGUGGAAGUCCACUUCUCAUUCAAAAACCUCAACUUUAAAUUAUUUGAUGUAGGUGGUCAAAGGAGCGAACGUAAGAAAUGGAUACAUUGCUUCGAAGAUGUAACUGCAAUUAUCUUCUGCGUGGCGAUGUCCGAAUACGAUCAGGUCUUGCACGAGGAUGAAACAACGAACCGAAUGCAGGAGAGCUUAAAGCUGUUCGACUCGAUCUGCAACAACAAAUGGUUUACCGACACCUCGAUUAUCCUCUUCCUGAACAAGAAGGAUCUCUUCGCGGAGAAAAUCCGCAAGUCUCCUCUCACAAUCUGUUUUCCCGAAUACGCUGGUGAGCAGCAGUACAGCGAAGCGGCUGCGUACAUCCAGGCACAGUUCGAAGCGAAGAACAAGUCGACCACGAAGGAGAUUUACUGCCACACGACCUGUGCCACCGACACGACAAACAUUCAAUUUGUGUUCGACGCAGUCACAGACGUCAUUAUCGCCAAUAAUCUGCGCGGCUGCGGUCUUUACUAGGCUAAUUCUGUAUUCUACGUUAAACGCAAACGGAGGAGGAAAACGUUACACCACGACAUGGCUGGCCGGACGAUAUUCUUCAAUGGGUUCCGUGGCUCGUCUCG
Messenger RNA from Solenopsis invicta (red fire ant), 2364 nucleotides. It is a transcript of the gene Galphao, whose product is annotated as guanine nucleotide-binding protein G(o) subunit alpha. The record is from RefSeq and is a predicted model, not a curated record. Gene Ontology annotation, cellular component: heterotrimeric G-protein complex. NCBI's taxonomy places the organism in Eukaryota, Metazoa, Arthropoda, Insecta, Hymenoptera, Formicidae. The coding region runs from base 1196 to 2260 and encodes 354 amino acids. Gene Ontology annotation, molecular function: GTP binding; G protein-coupled receptor binding; G-protein beta/gamma-subunit complex binding. The transcript has 9 exons. Gene Ontology annotation, biological process: adenylate cyclase-modulating G protein-coupled receptor signaling pathway.